Messenger RNA from Ictalurus furcatus (blue catfish), 4819 nucleotides. RefSeq names its product G protein-coupled receptor 137c (gene gpr137c). The record is from RefSeq and is a predicted model, not a curated record. Bases 1 to 1260 code for a protein of 419 amino acids. Gene Ontology annotation, cellular component: lysosomal membrane. Gene Ontology annotation, biological process: positive regulation of TORC1 signaling. The transcript has 7 exons. NCBI's taxonomy places the organism in Eukaryota, Metazoa, Chordata, Actinopteri, Siluriformes, Ictaluridae.
AUGCUGUCACUUGAGAACCAGCUCCGGAGGCUCGGUGCUCUCCCGGCUGAAGAUGAGGAGGAGGAUGAUGAUGAUGAAGGCGCUGUGUUGGACCUGGCGCUCACGGCCGUGCACACGCUCCUGUACUCUCUACUCUUCUUCUUCAUCUACUCGCAGCUCUGGCUCAUCCUGCACUACGGCCACAAGCGCCUCAGCUACCGGAGUGUGUUCCUCUUCCUGUGUCUGCUCUGGUCGGCCCUCAGGACCACUCUCUUCUCCUUCUACUUCAACAACAUGGCCCAGGCGAGCCAGCUGCAGCCGCUGCCCUUCUGGCUCUUCUACUGUUUCCCCGUGUGCCUGCAGUUCUGCACCCUCUGCCUCCUCAACCUCUACUUCGCACAGAUCCUGUGUAAAGCCAAAGCGAAAUAUUCCCCGGAGCUCAACAAAUACAAGAUGCCCCUGAGGUUGGCCUUCUUGUUCAUCAGCGUCUUCUUCCUGGCGGUGAACAUUACGUGCUCUCUAAUGGUGCUGACCCAGAAGAACAUGGAAGCUAGCAAUGCAAAACACAUAAUUCUGGCUCGUGUGCUAAUCAACGACAGCCUCUUCGUGUUGUGCGCCAUCUCACUCGCCACCUGCAUCUGCAAACUUGCCAAGAUGUCCUCCGCAAACGUCUAUCUGGAGUCGAAGGGGACAUCAGUGCGUCAGGCCACAGCCACCGGAGCAGCAGUUGUCCUGCUGUACACAUCGAGGGUGUGUUAUAAUCUCGCCAUAGUGGCCGUAUCUCCAAAAGACCGGGCCACUCCGUUCAACUACGGCUGGUACAGCUUCUCCGACCAGGAUGAUGUAGAGAAGAUCAGCGGGAAGGCCUACAUGGUGUUUGGGAUUGUCCUGUUUUUCUGGGAGUUUGUCCCCACCACCCUCCUCGUGGUGUUUUUCAGAGUUCAGCGGCCCAAUCAGAACCUGGCACCGGGCGGCAUGAUCCACAGCCACAGUUUCAACUCCAGGGCGUAUUUCUUUGACAAUCCGAGGCGCUACGAUAGUGACGAUGACCUGUCCAGAAGCCUCAGCUCCAGGAGUGAAAGGGGAAGUAGUACGAUGUCUUCGUCGUCUCAGCUAGGUGCAAGUUGGUACGGUUCCCUCCAGAAGACGGGCAGCUUCACGUUCACGGCACCCCAGACCUCCACCGCUCCACUUCUCCUCUCCUAUGGGAGCAUCCAGACCAGCCAGCACCACAACUACUACUCCACGCCGCAGGACUACUACUCCACCCCUCAGAACUGAGCGACCAUCCUGGAGUUUCAGUUUCAGUCAGGCACAGACAAGACCGCUCUAUGGACCUUAACGGGACAGUUGCUGGAGAUAUGUACGGUAAACCUCCCUGUAUUUUCAAAUAUUCAGCACUUCAAAAAGGGACCAGAGAGAAAUAAUAAAUAAGAAGGUCAGAUGGUGCUGCUUCUGCUCACAGUUCUCCCAAUUCCGCAUUCCCCGAGGAUUCGACUAAUACGUGGACCAAUCAUGAUUCCUGUAAAGAGACUCCCCUUUGAUCUGCACAAUUCCUCCCAUCUCCACGGGUUCAGCACGGUGAUUUCCUAAAAUUCCUCUGCACACUGCUUGAUCUGUGAAGACACCUUAAUACCUUUCGGGGCCUGCUCAUGGUACUGAAAACCUCAGUGCACACAGAGACCCAAGUGUGAAAGUGUCCUCCUGGAUGGCGUGAAGGAAGGAGUCAACUAUGGCCAAUUAGCAAAGACUGUAAAGAUGGUAAAGAUGCUUGCGUAGUGCCAAAACAGGUGUAAGGGGGAAAAACCCUAAUGAAGAUUCAGAUGGGUUGAAUGUUCUUGGAAAGGUCUAUUUUUAUGAAGUGUGAAUGAGUGUAUAAAUGUAUAUGUGACACAGAAUUAAUGGUACUAACAUCUCACUACUAAGCGUAUUCUUCAACGUGGGUGCCGUUCUACAUUUUCUUUAGGGAUGCACCAAUCCGAUACGGAGUGUCGCUGAUGGACCGAUGUUGGCGUGAAACACCGGCAUCGUGUUCGGUAACAUUUUACUUUACAUAACCGAAUCGUCUUGUGUAGGGCUACGUUACACCGUCAGAAGCCCUUUGUGACUGAUUCCUAAAAAAACGUUUCCUAAAAACCGCGUUCGACGAUUUGACGUAACAUCAUCUCAGAUUCCGAAGUCAUAUAAUGGUGAUAACGUAUCAUAGCAAGUGAGGCUAAUCGGCAUCGUAAUACAGCCUUAUAUCAACAAGUUAUCUACACGUACCAGCCACUUUAAUAGGAACACACGUACCCCUGCGCAUUCAUGCAAUUAUUCAGUCAUGUGGCAGAAGCGUAAUUGUUGCAACUGUCCGUUUCGGCGAGCCCGUACCCGCUGUAGCUUCGAAUUGUUGCUCUGGGCUGACGGGAGUGGAACCCGACCUGGUCUUCUGCUGUUGUAGCCCAUCUGAUUCGACGUGUUGUGAUUGGGAGAUGCUUUUCUGUUCGCCGUGGUUGUAAAGAGUGGUUACUUGAGUUACUGUAGCCUUCCUGUCAGCAUGCACCAGUUUGUCCGUUCUCUUCUGACCUUUCUCAUUGACAAGGCAUUUCUGCCCCAGAAUUGCCGCUCACUGGAUAAUUUUUCUUUUUAAAUAGUUUCUACACACUCAUAUAUAUGCAUUGCGUUUCUGCUGCUGCUUGAUUGGCUGAUAAUUGCUGGACGGUUGCCAUGAAUCAGCAGCUGUAACGGUGUUCCUAUCAAAGCCACAGUGUGUGUGCCAUUUGACUUAAAUUGACAGGCCGACGCCUGUCAGAAUAUGCCUAUGUAAAUGUUUCCGUAGGUUUUAUGUCGAUUUGCAUGACAGGCUUAUGUGUUAUGUGAUGGGAAUGUUGAUGAGGGCAUGUAUUGUCUUAAAGUGCAUCGUGAACUGAAACACUGAAAUACAGUUUUCUCGACAAUAGCAACAGCUUUUUUUUUCUUUUUAUGUGAAAAACGUCACUAUCUGGUGUCAGCUGAUAAUCUGGUGUUAGUGUUGUAUAAAAAUGUAUUGGUCUAUCCCUAAUUUUUUUUUUUGUUGUUGUUGCAUAAAAUUGUGUACAUAAACGCCAUUUAAAUGAAUAAAAAAAUGAAGAUCACAAGCUUCUCGGUGAACUGAGCCCAAACAAUUAGCGCACAUGUUUAGAAACUGAGAGUUCUUUCACUGACGGUUAACGUGAUUGACCCAACAGCUUUCACCUCAAAGUACAGAGGAAAGGCUAUAUUUGAUCAGCAACUUUGCUUCUUUAUUUUUUGCAGUGAAGCUACAGAGCUAAUGUAGAUAACAAGUACUCGAAGUCUUUCACGUGAAAUCUUUUUUCAUCAAUUUUACUAGCUUUCUGGUAUAGCUCCACCAUUCAGCUUUGGGAGGCAGGGCCUAGGGGUGGUUUUUAACAUUCGCACAACUGCUAAUUAGCAUAAUUUGUAAACCACGGUACUAGAUCAGGCUUGCCCGCUGUUUAGAAUGAAAUUACACUUGACCUGCACCGAGGAAAAACCAUUUACGCAUUUCAAAAUGGCCGCCGGAAUUUCAAAAUUCCAUGUAAGGAAUAAAACACGACGGAGUGCGACGUUUCCACACCGAAGUUGAUUAUUUUCCUCUAACACAAUGUUCUGAAGUGUUUUAUUCCCUCUCGUACCACAGCCAACAACUAUAGUAUUAUUUAUUAAAUAAUGCCAUGUACGUUUAUUGUUCGCAAAACAAGUUAGUUCCCGUUAUCGCUUACUUUAUAUCAGCGCUAAACAGUCUUCCCCUCAUCAGUCUCUUUUGGUUUUCUCGAAGUUAAUAACACACACACACACACACACACACACACACACACACACACACACACACACACACACAUAUAUAAAUUUAGCAUGUUAAGAUUCCCAGAAAUUUUAAAACACAAAGUCCUCUGUCUUGAAGACAAAAUGUGUUCACCGACGCUGGAGACUCCAUAGAAACCGUAACGUAUUACAACGAGCGCAUUAAUAUUAACGUGAUUUGUCUUGUAGCCGGAACUACUAUCAGAGCUGCUAUUAUCAAAAAAAAAAAGAAUCAUCACCUUCUCACCAAUCAGAUUCAAGGAUUCAACAAUAUUGUGGUAUAAAACAUUCUAACUCUCAGCUACACGGUGAUUUAGGUAGUAUUUUAGACACGGUUUUGUUAGCUCCGUUAGUCGUAUCGCGUCAGUGCAAAACUAAAGAAGCAGAUGUUGCACACCGUAUUUUUUAUGACCGUCUAAAAUUUAGAUAAUGGGGAAAUGGUGAACAUUUUGAUAAAUCCGAGUCAUUCCUAUCCCUUAUAUUUUGUUUUACUUGAACGUGGGCACAAAAUAUCAACAAUCAGUGAGUGAAAGCGAUCAUGAUUGGAUUAAUCAUCUCCUUUUUCCCCUCUACGAUGGCGUCCUCCACAGCACCGCACACGUGAUGGACGUCUCAGUCUUGACUUUUACGGAUGUUUUACGUAUGUGAGUGUUGUGUGAAAGAGUUUGUGUAUUUGAUUUAGCUGGAAGUCUUCAGAGUUGUGUAGCAUCUGUGUGAAAAGCUUUUUUCCUUAGUUUUUUUGUAACGCAGAACACCGGUGAAAGGAUGCAGCUAAGCUUUAAGUUGCACAGGAACGCUAAUCUGUUUGGUAUGUUUGUGUAACUGGUCCAUUUACGGCUCGGUAGUAUUGACCAUAUCUGUUCUUUUCUGUCUGAAAUACCAAGAAAGCCUUUAUUGUAUCUUUUAAAUGUUUUGUUUGUGUUCGAUGAAUGUAAUACCUUUAUCCAUUUUCAUAGUUUAAAAAUGUGAGCACUACCAAGAAGAAAAAAAAAAUCAAAUAAAGCCUUACUGCACUGUU